Mus caroli (Ryukyu mouse) is the source of this 1233-nucleotide messenger RNA. It is a transcript of the gene Rab29, whose product is annotated as RAB29, member RAS oncogene family. Lineage: Eukaryota; Metazoa; Chordata; Mammalia; Rodentia; Muridae. Gene Ontology annotation, molecular function: GTP binding; GTPase activity. Gene Ontology annotation, biological process: phagosome-lysosome fusion; endosome to lysosome transport. Gene Ontology annotation, cellular component: Golgi apparatus; lysosome; late endosome. The record is from RefSeq and is a predicted model, not a curated record.
UUUGACGGAAGACAGGGAAGUGCGCCGCCAGUGGCAGGACGGGGACCGGACAAGAACUCUGCACAACCUCAAUUUUGUGUGUGCUUUCCGAGAAAGGGUCUAAGUCAUCUGUACUUCUCCAAGCAAGGUGCUGGCCACGGUUCAAUGCUGGCGAGCUACUCGGAGGUCCCUGACAGGAAGUCAGAGAAGCUUCAACCAACCGAGGGUGGGGAUGCCUGACUUCAAUUGGAAGAGAACCCUGGAGCCAAAGGGGUUGAAAUAAGCGACUUCCCGGAAAAACAAACUAUCAAAAAACCUCUCCCCACCACUAGCCAUGGGCAGCCGAGAUCACCUGUUUAAAGUGCUGGUGGUGGGGGACGCCGCCGUGGGCAAGACGUCUCUGGUCCAGCGCUACUCCCAGGACAGCUUCAGCAAGCACUACAAGUCCACCGUGGGAGUGGAUUUUGCUCUCAAGGUUCUCCAGUGGUCUGACUCAGAGAUGGUGCGGCUGCAGCUCUGGGAUAUUGCAGGGCAGGAGCGUUUCACAUCCAUGACACGGCUCUACUAUCGAGAUGCUUCUGCCUGUGUUAUUAUGUUCGACGUCACCAAUGCCACUACUUUCAGCAACAGCCAAAGAUGGAAACAGGAUCUGGACAGCAAGCUCACACUACCCAGUGGGGAGCCAGUGCCCUGUCUGCUCUUGGCCAACAAGAGUGAUCUGUCCCCUUGGGCAGUGAGCCGGGACCAGAUCGACCGGUUCAGUAAAGAGAAUGGUUUCACGGGUUGGACAGAAACAUCAGUCAAGGAGAACAAAAAUAUUAAUGAGGCCAUGAGAGUCCUCGUUGAAAAGAUGAUGAACAAUUCCAGGGAAGAUGUGAUGUCUUUGUCCACCCAAGGGAACUACAUCAAUCUCCAAGCCAAGCCCUCCUCUGGCUGGACAUGCUGCUAGUUCUGUUUGGCUCCUUUUCUAUCCAGGUCUCUGAGUCAUUCCAACUCUUCCUGUUGGAUGCCAGCCUGGCAUAAAAGUUCCGUUGAGAAUAUUCGACCUGUCUCUUGCCAAUGGCCUGAAAAGGAGCCCCCCGUGACUUGGGAAUGGCUGCCUGGGAUCCAUGUGUAUCUGUGUUGUUCUUGGGUGUUGUCUGUGACUUACUGAUGUCCCGUGUACUAUAGCUAGUAUUUUCUGUGUGACAGUGAUCACCUCGUUCCUCGACUGUGAGAUGAGUUUAUGAAAAGGAUUAAAAGUUAGCACUUGUG